Molecule: messenger RNA, 1503 nt
Organism: Paramormyrops kingsleyae
Lineage: Eukaryota; Metazoa; Chordata; Actinopteri; Osteoglossiformes; Mormyridae
Gene: clpp
Product: caseinolytic mitochondrial matrix peptidase proteolytic subunit
Biological process (GO): protein quality control for misfolded or incompletely synthesized proteins
Cellular component (GO): endopeptidase Clp complex
Molecular function (GO): ATP-dependent peptidase activity; ATPase binding; serine-type endopeptidase activity
Source: RefSeq, a predicted model, not a curated record
ACUUUCACCUGAUGGCCUGAACUCGUCACAUGACAGUGGAGAGGCGCCCAUGUGGACUUUACAGAGGGAUUCUGGGUAAACUGGUUUUGUUCCGGGUUAGUUUGGGUCAUUAGUAAGAAAUCCGCAUCCCAGGUUGCAGUAUGCUUUUACCACGGCUUCUGCAGAAUGCGGCUUCGGCGCUCAGGUCGAUCCGCUUCAUACACCACAGCUCGCCGUGGCGAAGCCCCCUUAUCCCCAUAGUGGUGGAGCAGACGGGCCGGGGGGAGCGUGCCUAUGACAUUUACUCCAGGCUGCUUAGGGAGAGGAUCAUCUGCGUGAUGGGACCGAUCGACGACUCUGUGGCCAGUCUGGUCAUCGCUCAGCUACUCUUCCUGCAGUCAGAGAGCAACAACAAACCCAUUCAUAUGUACAUUAACAGUCCGGGGGGCGUGGUCACGGCUGGCUUGGCGAUCUACGACACCAUGCAGUACAUCCUGAACCCCAUAUCCACCUGGUGCGUGGGCCAGGCGGCGAGCAUGGGCAGCCUCCUGCUGGCUGCGGGCACCAAGGGCAUGCGGCACUCGCUGCCCAACGCCCGGAUCAUGGUGCACCAGCCCUCGGGGGGAGCGAGGGGUCAGGCCACCGACAUCGCCAUCCAGGCCGAGGAGAUCCUGAAGCUGAAGAGGCAGAUCAACAACAUCUACUGCAAGCACACGGGGCAGCAGCUGGAGACUAUAGAGAGCGUGAUGGAGCGAGAUCGCUACAUGGGUCCCGUGGAGGCCCAGGAUUUCGGGAUUAUCGACAGGGUGCUGGUCCACCCGCCCCAGGCUGGCAAGGACGAACCGGAGCUCGUGCAGAAGGAGACGCCCACCACUGCAGGCCACUCUGCCGCGGAGCCCGCACGGCCCAGCCAGGCCUCCCCAGCGACCAACCCCCCCUCGUCCUACAAACCCGAACCACGAAAUCAGUCCUGAAGCUCGCCAUCGCCGUGUCUGCGCUGAGGGUGUUCCACAGGAGGCAGUGAGCUCUGUUUUCCCAAUCAGAAGUUGUGUCUGUAGUUGAGAUGGAGAAUUGUUCUCUUCAAAUUGGACCCAGCAAAUAAAUCUCACCUGUAUUUAGAGGGACAGCUUGCGCAUGGGAUGGUCAUGUUACAGGAAAGAAUCAGUCAUGAGUCAUUUGACAUGUCUAGCAGAUGCUUUGGAUAAAAGUGACACUUAAGAGAUCCGACUCAUCCAGCCCUUGGACAGGUGCGGGUUAAGGGUUCGGGUCAAGGACAAGGGGUGAAAGCACCUGGCUGACCCUGGGAUUCGAACCGGUGACCUUCCAAUAAGAAGGCAUGGAGUGACUUUGGCCUGUAAGACCUACUGGCUGACAAAGCGAUUCCAUUAAUUUGAUGUAGAGCUGCAAUGUAUUGGAAGAAAUUCAAAUUAUUGUGAUGUUAAUUUGUGAUAAAUGUUGCAAUAUUCAUAAAGCAAAAGGAGUUGGAAAAUUUACCCAAAAUAAACUAUAGUCAAAUAGAACUUA